CGCUAGCGCUGCAUGCACUGCAUGCACUGUAUUAUCAGGAAAAGUCGCCCGGGAAAACCACUCUCGACGAGGUGGCAUUGGAGAAGAGCGUAUUGGGAGAGAUGUCUGUGAAGGUUAGGUACCUCGAUAGGAGGCUUCUGAAGAAUGUCCUUCAUCACACCGAGACGCACAACAGACUACAAGAAGAAGAAGAGAUGUGGGAGAAGAGAAAAGAAAGGAGAUCGCAUGUACCAAGCAGCAGGUCACGAGGGCCAGUCCGGUAUGGGCAGAUGUACAGUGACUCUCCCAGAGAAAUAUAUGGUGGAAACAAUGUCAGCCGGGAAAGAUGGAAUCAGCGUCGGUUGAAUCGAGGAGGUCGAUGGGGCAUGAACACUCAGAUGGAGAGAUGGAGUCACAAUGGUUUUAUGGAGCUCUAUCCAGAAGAGAACAUUAACAGAUCAUCCAUGGAUGAUACCAGUGAUGAGGGGGCAGAGGUCAAAGGUCAUGACAGGAGAAGAAAGAAACAUACUAAGAGAUCUGAACGAAGGCGGAAGCCGUCUCGAGGUGAGGAUGACGACGACGAAGAAAGCUCCUCGGAAUCGGACAGUUCCAGCAGCUCUGAUGAUUCGGACAGUUCUUCAAGCGAAAGCAGCAGCAGUGAAGAAACGACACACAGAGGAAGACGAUCCGACGCAAGGAAACCACGUAGGGACGACAAGAGAGAUCAUUCAAGAAGAGGAGGAGGACGCAGCCGCAGGAGACCGACGAGGGGGCGGAGACCGAGCGCUGAGAGGAGUCGACGUCAUGAAAACGGUCAUCGUAGGAGCAGUAGGGAAAGGAGACAUUCCGGGAGAAGUGAAGGAAGGAACAGUGAAGAUGGGAAAUACAAGAGGGACAGGAGCGAUGAUAGGAACAGACGUAGAAGACGACACAGGAGUCGUGAUCUACCUAAAGACAGGCACCAUCGGAGGGAUGAUGAUGAUAGAGAAUCAAGAAGGAGAAAGAACAAGGAAAGGAGGAGCGAUAGAAAAGAUAAAAACAGAGACAGAAGAAGGAAGAGAAGAAGAAGUAGAAGUGGGAGCAGAUAAUUGGACUAUUGUGAUGUACUAAUGUAAGUCUUGGUUGUGUUAACAUCAUACGGACAUGCCUAGAUGUUCUUUUGCAUAUAUACAGUAGCCUUUGCGAUAUAUAAGUCGAAUUCAGACCAGAAUAUGUGAAUGUGAUUUGAACACUUCUUAAGUCAAAUUUUGCCCAAGUUGAACAGAUUUUGGUUCCAACAGAUUUGACUUGGAUAGAUUCACAUGUAUUAUGGUAUGUCCUACAUUUACAUUGUCACUGAGUUUCGUGAAGCAUAAAAUGUGGCAAGCAGUUGGCUUUUUGAUCCGACUAUUGCUGGUUGGGACUUCAGUCAGUACUGAUUCAUUAUCUUACCAAGUAAUUAGAAACCAUUUUAAUGGACAUACAUAUAGUCACUGGACUGUAAAACCUUGUGUCUCAAAUUUUAACAAAUUUCAAGGGGAAGUUUACCUGACAAAAUGUUUAUUGUAAAUUAGCAUGAAAAAUAAUGGCGAAGGUUUAAAGAAAAUCCAUCGAAGAAUAGAAAUAUUAUUAGAAUUUCAAUUAUUUGGUUUGCGACGUCAUAUGUGAGUAGCUUUCCUUCAUAUCGUAUGGUAAAAAAUCAGUGAAAUGCAAUUUUCUCAGAAAAUUGUUGAAAAUGGUUUUUAUUUUACCUUAAGUAUUUUAGUACACAGUGAAUUCACA
Molecule: messenger RNA, 1740 nt
Organism: Lytechinus variegatus (green sea urchin)
Lineage: Eukaryota; Metazoa; Echinodermata; Echinoidea; Temnopleuroida; Toxopneustidae
Product: serine/threonine-protein kinase fray2-like
Exons: 5
Coding region: 102-1067 (321 amino acids)
Source: RefSeq, a predicted model, not a curated record